Bombus impatiens (common eastern bumble bee) is the source of this 6576-nucleotide messenger RNA. Its product is annotated as facilitated trehalose transporter Tret1-2 homolog. NCBI's taxonomy places the organism in Eukaryota, Metazoa, Arthropoda, Insecta, Hymenoptera, Apidae. Gene Ontology annotation, cellular component: membrane. The transcript has 8 exons. The coding region runs from base 795 to 2255 and encodes 486 amino acids. Gene Ontology annotation, biological process: transmembrane transport. Gene Ontology annotation, molecular function: transmembrane transporter activity. The record is from RefSeq and is a predicted model, not a curated record.
AAACCAGACCAGUCCCGACUACGAUUUGCUGGUCAGGUGGAUGUAAAUAAACAGGCCAGCAGGCGUGCAACUAUCCGCAUUCGAGCGGCCAAGAGUGGACACCGCCAGAGGAUUUAGACGUAACAUGGUCCUCGGCCGACUAACUUGACGGCCUGCCAGACGCAAAAAAGAUUCUGCACGUUUUCCGUGGCCAGAAACACCGCGUAGGCGAUACAAUUGGACGUAGAACCCGAGGACAAUUAUCUGUCCGGCUCCCCUAGACAAUGGUAGCCACGGAAAGCCUUAUCGUGGGCUGGUCACGUUACUCGCAACACGUUCAACGUUCCCCUUUGUAGUUUCUGGAAGCUCGUAAAGUUCAAGUCGCCGUUUUUCUCGUCGAAUGCCAUUCGAUUACUAAGGUUAUUCGCAUAGGCUCGCCAACUAAAUGGAAAUUUACGAGCGACUUCAGAACGACGGAUCUCGCUUGACAAUAGAAUAUCGUGUCAAUAUUUGUGUACAAAUAGCGAAAACAAUGUACACCCGGACGAUACGUGGACGCGUUCUUUGGAAGAGGGCAGAAGAUAACAUAGAGCUGGACUAAUGGUAUUCAGGGAAACGCGUGACUAAUCUGGCUGUUGAGUAAGAUCUAUAGUUGGUCGAAAGUGGAAAAUCAAAUUCUCGCGAUAAGAGUGCGUCCGUUUGAGGAAGACUCGAGUGGACACACAGGGUCGAAGGAGGAAACUUUUUUGGCUUAGUGUUUCGAUGCAGGAUGCUGCGUAACGACUGUGCCGGACGAGGGCGAGAACAGUUUUAAAAUGCCCAGAGCUUCUGUGGUACACAUGACUUCGACGGCGACCAGACCGCAGCACAUGUCGCAGGUGUUGGCCACGCUAGCGCUGUCUAUGGGAACACUGUCCUCAGGCCUGGCAAAGGGUUACACCUCACCAGCCUUGGACUCCAUUCUAGACAACCAACCACCUCACCUUUAUCAAACAUCAAACAACGACACUGGGUCGGCUUUCUCGGUGACGCAACAAGAAGCCUCGUGGGUAGCGUCGUUGUCGAUGCUGGGCGCAUGGUUCGGUGCUAUGAUCGGCGAUUGGAUAAUGAGGAGGGGUCGUAGAUUGGCGCUCCGUGUCACGUCUUUGCCUCUGGCCGCCGUAUGGAUCCUUACGGGCAUCGCACCCUGCUUGGAAUUGGUAUACGUCACGAGCUUCAUCGGAGGCCUUUGCUGCUGCAUGAUCGUUAUAGUAGCUCAGGUAUACAUAUCAGAAAUCUCGAUGCCGGGAAUCAGGGGCUGUCUAUCGGCGAUGCUGAAAGUGGUCGGUAACGUUGGCGUGUUAUUGUCGUACAUCGCGGGCACGUACCUGAACUGGCGACAGAGCGCACUGCUGGUAGCCAUAGCGCCGUCGAUGCUCUUUCUAGGUACUUUCUUUAUACCCGAGACGCCAUCGUACCUCGUUCUGAAUGGCAAAGACGACGAAGCUGCCAAGAGCUUGCAAUGGCUGCGCGGUGAUCAGGUCGACAUACGUCACGAACUGCAGGUGAUCAAAACGAAUAUCCUGGCGUCACGAGCGAAGCAGUACGAGCAGACGCUCAAGAACAGCAUGUUCACACCUGAGCUGUACAAGCCAAUCGCCAUCACGUGCGGGUUAAUGUUCUUCCAGCGAUUUUCUGGAGCGAACGCGUUCAAUUAUUACGCGGUCAUUAUAUUCCGUCAGACUCUGGGCGGCAUGAAUCCUCACGGCGCGACCAUUGCAAUUGGCUUUGUGCAAUUAUUGGCUUCUAUGUUAUCAGGAUUCCUGAUCGACAUCGUGGGUAGGCUACCGCUGCUGAUUGCCAGUACCGUGUUCAUGUCGUUGGCGUUAGCAGGUUUCGGCAGUUAUGCCUAUUACAUGUCGCAGACGCAAAAUCUGGGCUAUCCGGACACGGCGGUGGUCGGUCAGCACGACUGGAUACCGUUGCUCUGCGUGCUCGUCUUCACGACCGCUCUAGCUUUGGGCAUAUCGCCAAUUUCGUGGUUAUUGAUUGGCGAGCUCUUUCCCCUGCAGUAUCGUGGCCUCGGCUCCAGCAUCAGCAUGAGCUUCAACUACUUCUGCGCGUUCGUCGGCAUUAAGCUCUUCAUGGAUUUUCAGCAGACGUUUGGUCUACACGGAGCGUUCUGGUUCUACGCAGCAGUCGCGGUAUGCGGACUAUGUUUCGUAGUAUGCUGCGUGCCCGAGACCAAAGGGAAACAACUGGACGAGAUGAAUCCAGACUACGCACAGGCACGGUAGUAUAAGGCCUCGUUAACGGGGGGUUUGUCGAACCUGGAGAAAUCCAACAAACCCCUACCAGGAGGAGCUUAUCCGAAUCAACACGAUCCGAGAGAGCUGUAUAAUUCGAAUCCAGCUACGGAUAUUCCAACGACGUCUUGUCACAUACCGAACUACAGGAGUAAUCAUCGCAAAUUAUCCGAUUAUUGCAACAUCUUCGCUGAGAAAACUAACAGAAUCGGUAGAAACGUGGAGAGUUUCAUGCAGUCCCGUGGAUUCUUCACGGCGCGUCGUUCCACCGACGAAAGUUCGCGCAGCAACGCGACCACAACGCAUAGAAGCAACGGAGACGUGAUCCGAAACGAUUAUCGACUCUCCGAUCGGCUGAACGAACGACCUGAAGUACUCGAGGAGAAUCAGCAUCGUUAUGGUCGGAACGGACGAAAUCGCCGAGAUAGAUGUGCCUACCCAAAGGACGUAUAUCCAAAGGAUACGUAUCCAGAAGAAAGAAGCAUCGAUUCGAAUUACGUAAAUCGCGACAUGGAGAUGCAGCCUCGACGAGUUAGGCAUCGCGAUUACACGGCUGCGUACGAGGACAACAGCUGGAGGGACGUCUCGAGUGAUUUAAACGGGUCUAAGCCGAUCCUGAGGAACGGCAUUAGUCACGGAAGGGGCGAGAGGCUUUACAGCUCGACUUUGCCCAGACGAAGUAGAACCAUCAAUUUCAGAGAUCAGCCGGCCAAUUCCCUCGAAUCGCGGCGUAGCUACCCGAGAAGCUUGCAGGACCUCUCGGACCUCGAGCUGGACGAUAGAAUACGAGAUUCAGGCGAUUCGUCUCUCCUAUCGUCGAACAGGGAAUGGAGAAACGACAGGCUGCUGGACGAUGGUUACAGACGUCGAAGAUAUCGGGAGGACCAACUCGAAGAUGAUUAUUUGAGACUCUACAGAAGUUUGUCCAGGCUGAACAGAUAUCCGCAGGGUGGCAAGUACGAGCCCGGCCAGGUACACUACGAGAGAGAAUGCAGGACAUUCGGCAAGGACACGGUUGCUUUCAUUUAUUACAAAACGUGCUAUUUGUGAUGCACGAAGAAACGCAAUAGGGUUGACGAUAAUAGUCGAUCAAAGCGUUCUUCGUCGAUGGAUCAUCGUCUACCCGAUAUGCUUAAUGGUUCGUUGAGAACGAGGAAGCUUGGUGACCUGAUUUUCACGACGCUCGUUCUUCCGAUGUAUUUUUCCGAUUAAGCUUUCGAUUGACGCGAAUUGGAAUCGUGAUGUUUUCGCGACGUUUAGAAUAUAUUUAAGUAUUAGAAGAUUUUCUUUCCACGACGAACCACCGAGAGUCUCUGGUAACAGAGAUAAUUGUUUAUUUGCUACAUCGAAGGGUAUUGAAACGACUUGAUUUUUACCACAGCAAGAUCUCAUUAGCAAUGACGUUAGAUUAUUGAGUUCCUUGAUCGAUUUGAUACGAGCUUUUUUCAGUUGACGAGACGAUAGAAAUGAAUAUGAACGUAUUUCAUGAUUCAUCAGCUAGCGUAUAAGAUUGGUCAGAAACGCGUACAUUCGAUCGAACGAACGCGUCGAGUCUCCCUUUCUAAUCAUCUUCGAAUACUUGACGUGUAAAACAUUCUAAAAGACUUGUAUCGAGUAAUCAAAAAAGGUACAAUUUAUAUGAACGUAGAAUAGAGAUUAACGAUUAAUAGCGGGUAACUCGUUAGAAAUUGAAGAACGCAGCGAGACGUUCGAGCGUUAAUUUCUCCUCUCUCUGACCAGUUUUAUGCUCACUUUCGAUAUUAUAAAUCGUUAAAUGAAGGAAUAAGAUCUGUUUUCAAACGACACGACUGAAUUACAUAAAUUCGUAUUAGAUAACCAUCUUCGUGAUUUGCCUUGUGAAACGUUGAACGAUAUUUUGACCAAGAAGCGCAUUAAAUUAGCAUACGUUAUUUUCCGUAACUAUCGAAACUACGUAGAACGAAUACUUGCGGAUUACACGCACCCGAAAAGAAAGAUGGAUCUCGUCGAAACAAUACAAAAAAAAACAAAAGAAAAAAAGAAAAAAAAGAUAAAGAACGCUCUUCCGUGCAACGUGCCUUUUCUGAGAGCACGCAAAUAUAGACGUACAGAUAAUAACGCAGAAUACGUACGUACAUGUAUAAAUAUAUAUAAACAAAAGAAGAAACAAGCAGGAAAAAAUAAUAGUCGUAUAUAUAUACACACACAUAUAUAUAUAUUAAUAUAAAUUGUUUAGAAUAGAAUCGAUAGACUGGUCCGUCGAUUGUCGUCGACGUUUCUCUAAACACUUCAAGAUUCACCGUGAUAUUUUCAACUUACGUCUUCGAGUUUCGAAUCGUGGCUAACACGUGAAAAGCUAAUUAACUAAAUAGAACGUGAUAGUAUAACAAACGGAAAAUUCCACUUUUCUUCCAGAAAGCAAGUUCUUGUUGUUUCGAAAGCGCGUAUGACUGACUGAUGUUCAAACCUAGUGGUUUUAGCAGUUUCGUUGGCCAAGUAAGAACGCCAAGGAGAACGUGGAACAAGUUGUUUCUCCAUUGAAAUACGAUACACGCGUUCCUGUUAAAUCGAUGGGAAAAUAAUGGAAAUUUCUACUCCACGUGAUGAACGUGCACCAACGAACGAAGGGUAUAUGUAUUUUUUAUUCAAUACGACGAUCGUAUGAAACGAAACGACUGGAACGUAACCAGAUGAUGUGAUCGACUGAGCGUGGCCGAGGAAGUGUUCCUUGCUUUUCCGCCAAUUUAACGCUAUUCGCACGACCGUGAUAUACGGUGUAUUAUAUACACCGUGAACGUAAAUCGUGACGUAAACUCUAUCGCCGAGGAAAGAAUGUAGAAGAGAGAGAAAAUAACUUAGACACGACAGAACAGAGAAUAUUUUACUUGUCGCGGCUAUAAGUAUAAACACACGGAGGAGGGAGGCUCGUUCCACGUUUCUAACAAUGGCCACUAUUGACUUAAUGAUGACAAUAUUAUUAACUGUAGAUAUAUUAUACAUAUUACGCGUACUAUCUUUCAUACUUAAGUACCUAUUGUAUAAAUCGACUAUUAUUGUACAUUAUAUACAUAUUACCAGUACGAACACUUAUGUAAUACCGAUCGUGCAACUGUUCGGACGUGGUGAACAACAUUUUUGCGACAAUACUGUAACUAAUCAUUGCCAAACUCACGAGACACGCGUAGAUGGAAACUUGAAAAGCUUGUCCUAUUGUAACGUGGAUGACAGUCGUGACUCUUUUGAACAUAGUAUGCGAGUUCGAUCGAGGAUACGACUGUGAUCGAUGAUGAAUUUUUUUACAAUUUUCGAUGAGAUAAGCGUUUGGUGUAUAGGGUAAGAUUCGUGCAAUGAUAUCGUCGAAUCUGGAACCCGAGAGAGGAGUCUUUCGAGGGAAGGUAUUCGAGGAAACGGCAUUUGUAUUUUGUAUUUUUAUAUAGUUUGUAGAACUCGUCAGCGUCGACUUUGCAGAAAUGAUUUCUGCACUCUGUGAUCGAACGCCUGGUCUUCACGGAUGAAAAUAUUCACCACGAGUUAUUAUCGUUUCACGUGAGAAAAGGAGAGAUUCCAUGUAUCUAUAGAACGAAGAAGUUCCAUUCGUUAAGAGUUUACGUUCAGUCGUUCUGAUAUUUUUCUAAAAAAAUGUCGCUGUUUAAUUAUAGAUUUAACGAAUUCCAAUUAAUUAAGCGCCCGAUAUCAGGGAUAUUAAAUCGAUAUCGACAUAUCAGGAACAUCUAGUUUUCAUCAAAUUAAUUACGAAUUUCAUUUAAACAGAUGCUUCAUUCAUUGGUAAUAAAAUAAUAGAGUCAAACGAUAUUUUUUCCGUGUAGUCUAUCGGCAGGAUUUCUUAUAUCUGUAAUCGUUUAUAACCCCGUGAGUCAUAUCCCUGCCAUAUCCAAUAUUCUAACGAAGAGUGCUGGGUCCUCCGACGUACAAUAGAAAUAGGGAAACUUGUACUUAAAAUGUUCAGAGGAAAGAGGGAAGGAAAGAACGGAUCGGUUACUUUUGUGGACGGUGAUCGAUGUCUCUCCCUUUCGCUUUAAACGUAACUCCAAUUACUUCCAUUUGCCACCUUUCCGUUAGAUACCGAGCAUACUAACAAUAAAAAUAAAUUUCUUCAAAAGUUAACGUAGAGUUUCAUCAAAUUUUCCAGACACGUGUCACUGUCUACAAAUAGAAACGAGAGCGCAGCAUCUUCGAAUCUCAAACCUACCAUCUAAAUGAACCUUAUAAUGCUCAAGGGCUUGGACGCAGUAUUGAAUAAAUGAAACUUUACAAUUAAGUUAACGCAGGUGCAAUACUCGUGAAACGGGUGCACAUAGAAUAAGAAUAAAAA